This is a messenger RNA of Thrips palmi, 3321 nucleotides long. RefSeq names its product tyrosine-protein kinase receptor Tie-1-like. The transcript has 22 exons. Gene Ontology annotation, molecular function: protein binding. The coding region runs from base 225 to 2807 and encodes 860 amino acids. The record is from RefSeq and is a predicted model, not a curated record. NCBI's taxonomy places the organism in Eukaryota, Metazoa, Arthropoda, Insecta, Thysanoptera, Thripidae.
GCAUCGCAGUCUGGAGAAAGCCGCGUGCCUGCGACGGCAAGGUCCAUGCUCACGAAGAUAAACAGGCUCUGUACAGUGGCCAGUGUGGUGAGGAUUGUUGGUGUGUUUGGCACGCACACGCGUCGCCUGGAGGUUGAUGUCAAUUGGUGAUUGGAUCGUUUAUACGCAUAUGAAAUAUCUCACCGCAGAAGGGCCCUAGCUGCGAUUCACUGGCCGUUGUUACGAUGGGUUCGGUACAGUUCUUAAGAUGCAGCUGUUUGUUAGCCCUCUUGACCAGCUUGUGGACGCUAGCACACACCGAAUGCAUUCUCCUGUAUGAACACGUUGCGUUUUCUGGGAACGGGGGAGAUUUGUGCUGGCAGAGGCAUCAAUGCAAAACUGUGCCUGACAACUGGAGGGGAAAGAUCAGUUCAGUUAACACAUUAGGACAUAUAGUGCAUGCCUUCAAAUCGGACGAUUGCACGGGUGGAGACUUGAUAAUGGGGUUGAAAACUGAUGGCUACGAAAAGAUGAUCAGGAUGCCAGAUUAUUUCAACGACGCCAUUGCCUCUUUCGCAUUUUCUACCGACGAUACAUUUGCCAUCGCGACAAGUGGAGCCCCUGGCCCUCCCGGUCCACCAGGACCGAAAGGGCCUGCUGGAGCUCAGGGUCCACAGGGCCCCCCCGGUAUCAGAGGACAGCCAGGCCCGCCAGGUGUUCAGGGUGCAGACGGACCCCCGGGCACUCAAGGCCCUCAGGGUCCACCUUAUCCAGAGGUGCAUAUUGAGAAGAUGAUACUAACGAAACAAGAAGAACUCAUGCCAGCGUUCCGCGCUCGUCUGCUCGAUCCUCCAGGGCCCAAGCCGCCUCCUGGAACUCCCUUUCAUUCCGUAACGAAGCAAAACGCAUGGCAGCCCACGGUCAUCGACGUCAACGCGGCUGAUGCAACACCCACAUGCGUGAAUGGAGGUUUGCCUGUCAACGGAGUAUGCAUCUGUAGACCAGGGUUCAGCGGCCAGUCUUGUGAAAUCGCGUGUGGGCCUGGCCUCUACGGGGAGGCUUGCACUCAGCGCUGUUCCGACUUGAAGGGAUCGAGUCAUGACUGCAGUCGCGUCAUGUUCUGCAAUGGCGGCGUGUGUUCGUGCGCGGCAGGGCUGCGAGGGCAGCAUUGCGAUCAAGUGUGCGCACCGCGUCGCUACGGCGCUGGUUGCAAUGUCGAGUGUGGACAGUGCGGUGGCUCUGGUGACUGCGACCCUUACACGGGACACUGCUACAGCGGCUGUCAAAGUGGGUAUAAUGGUCCAACAUGUCAUCAGGAACUGACGCAUUUGAUAGAGGCACCCGACGUCAUUGUAGGGGCAAAUCGUUCUCUCAUUGGGACAGUGAAACUUGCUGGCAACACUGCGGGUAGCGGAGACGUGCAGUACAUCAACAUUCAACAUCGGGCAGCCCUGCCCGGAAACGAGUGGUUCUCGGCUUCAACGCUGGUUUUGGAUGAGAAGGCCGAGAACCUCACCUUCAGAGUGGAUGGCUUGCCGGCCGACACCGAGGUGGAUGUACGAGCGGUUUUGAUCGACGGAGCCCAAAACGCACUGCAGAGCGUGGCACAGACUCGUGUGCGCACGCCCGGCACGCGUCUUCUCACAAGUGUGACCGCUGAGAGUUUGAGUCCAACCAACCUCCGAUUAUCUUGGGUCAAUGUGCUUGACGUCACGGUGGGGUACUUGUGCGUCUCGCUGCUGGACUGCUCGGUACCCUGUGGCAACUCGGCCAAGGUGUUGCGCGUGAGUAGGAGCAGCAGCGUGGACAUUGAGGACCUGGAACCAGGGGCGCUGUACCGUCUCACCGUCUGGACCGAAGACGAGGCCGAAACCGUCAUGGCCGUGACCGACCAAAGCGCUGCGGACAUAACAGUGAAUUUCCUGGAGCCUUCUGUUAGCAACAUCUCCGCAAUCGUACAGUGGCGUCAGGCUGACAACUGUCAGAAUCUUCAUGGAUUUUUCAAGUUUUAUCAGUGGAAACUCGAAAAACCAGAGAACGUCGUGUUGAGUGCAGGGAGCACAACUUUAACCAGGCUGACCUUGAACGAUCUGGAGCCCGGCCAGGAGUACCAAUUUAGCGUUGGCGUCGUUAAUACAGCCUGGACAGAGGCGAAACCAAUUAUCUGGUCACAUCUCAUCAUCACAACACUUAAUUCAGCACCCUCCGCUCCCCUGGAUUUGACGGCAUACCGUUGGAACGCCACUUCGUUGUGGCUGCGCUGGUGUCCGCCAGCGGUACCGGGAGGCACUCUGGACCACUACACUGUACGCGUCGACAACCUAAACCCUCUGAUCGUGAAGGCGAACGACACCUGUCCGCUGUGGCCUGACCACAUGUGUUGCGUCGUCCAUCGACUGAGAAUUUCCGCAACGCGCGCUGUGCGCAUCAGUGCCACCAACUUGGAGAGGGAUGAGCGCGGAGAGGAAGUACUGGCGACCAUCAGCACUGAAGACGGGCCUCCGGAAGAGGUGGCGAACCUGCAUGCAGAACCUGGACCGCACGCAGUGCUGAUUCGCUGGCAACUGCCGAGCCUCCUCCACGGCGACCUGCUGGGCUUCAUGGUGACGGCCAAGGUGGUCCGCGACUCUGCAAGCGAGAGCGGGGAGCAGCUCCACGUCCCGGACCCCUUGGGGCACUCCCUGCCGACGAGGGAGGAGCGGCCCCACUACGAGGUGACCCUCGCCGACCUGCACCCGUCCACCACGUACAACGUGUCGGUGCGUUGCCUCGGCAGUGGCGGCCCGGGCAGCUCCGUGCCCAUACUCGCCACAACCCUGGGGGAAUGACCAAAAACUUCCAAUUGUCGUGUCCAAGUCCAAAUUGAUCAUUUCCGGAGGAAUUUCGGGUGGAUUUUAAAAUCAAUUGCAGCCCAAUUUACAUGAAUUUUGAUAAGUUCCUCUGGGUUUUUUUAGGUUUUUUUUUUUAGAAUUUCUUUGAAUUUUGACCUUACUUCAUGAAUUUUGUAGCACGGUAAACACGGUUCCUGGUUUUCCAAGGAACUUACUGGAAAUCACCUAUGUCUCUACCAUGGGCUUCCUGGGAAAAACUGCUACCGUUUUUACCGUGAGAAAUUUGCAGUCUUCGUGUUGCGAAGCAUUUCAUCGCAGAUUUUAAAAUGCCUUCGAUUUAUUCGUACUACGAAGCGACGCUUCGUAGACUUUUUUUGUAUACUCAAAUGAGAAUGAGAACACGUAAGUGGGAGUGUACUCGUAAUUACAUGCCGAAGAGAGUGUUCUGAGUACAUUGCUGAGUAUGUCGAACAAUGAAGUGUCCUGCGUUUUCUGUUGUUUUAGAUGAAAU